Molecule: messenger RNA, 5591 nt
Organism: Chlorocebus sabaeus (green monkey)
Lineage: Eukaryota; Metazoa; Chordata; Mammalia; Primates; Cercopithecidae
Gene: PCYT1B
Product: phosphate cytidylyltransferase 1B, choline
Biological process (GO): CDP-choline pathway
Molecular function (GO): phosphatidylcholine binding; choline-phosphate cytidylyltransferase activity
Source: RefSeq, a predicted model, not a curated record
UCACGACUGCAGCUUUCACCACAACCUGCCUGUCCCCACACAACAGGCCAUCAUAGCACUAGUUCAGAGCACAGCAAUUGUCAAUGAACAACAGCCCAGAGGGGACAAGAGGAGGCUUGUGGUAAAUAAAGCAAGAGUCCCCGGCAACUCAAAUCUCUCCUUAUUCAAUAACUGGGACACUCUGAGCUCCUCCGAGCUUAUCUUUGAGCGCUGGGCACAGAGAGCCUGCUUGACCUUUGGUCAAGUGAGCAACAAAAAUUUCAUCCUGUGACUCAAAAGAACUCCAAAGGGAGGAGGCCUCUACAGAAGAUAAAAAGACCAGGAGCAGGCAUGGUAGGCCAUCAGGAGUGCAUCAUGGAAGAGGACAAUCGCGCUCCGCAGUUGUGGCGCAAGACCCUGACCGCACCUGCCCCAUUUGCUGAUGAAACCAACUGCCAGUGUCGAGCACCCCAUGAAAAACUGACCAUUGCUCAGGCCCGCUUAGGAACACCAGCUGACAGGCCUGUCAGAGUAUACGCCGAUGGAAUAUUUGACCUCUUCCACUCGGGUCACGCAAGGGCCCUUAUGCAAGCAAAAACACUGUUUCCCAACAGCUACUUGUUGGUAGGAGUUUGCAGUGAUGAUCUCACCCACAAAUUCAAAGGUUUCACUGUGAUGAAUGAAGCCGAGAGAUAUGAAGCUCUCAGACACUGUCGCUACGUAGACGAAGUAAUCAGAGAUGCUCCCUGGACACUCACGCCAGAGUUUCUGGAAAAACACAAGAUUGAUUUUGUGGCUCAUGAUGACAUUCCGUAUUCCUCUGCUGGCUCUGAUGAUGUUUACAAGCACAUAAAGGAAGCAGGGAUGUUCGUUCCAACACAGAGAACAGAAGGCAUCUCAACAUCGGACAUCAUUACCAGAAUUGUUCGUGACUAUGAUGUUUAUGCCCGACGUAACCUCCAGAGAGGGUAUACAGCCAAGGAACUGAAUGUCAGCUUUAUAAAUGAGAAGAGGUACCGUUUCCAGAACCAGGUGGACAAAAUGAAGGAAAAAGUCAAGAAUGUGGAGGAAAGAUCAAAGGAAUUCGUGAACAGAGUGGAAGAAAAGAGCCAUGAUCUAAUUCAAAAGUGGGAAGAGAAGUCAAGAGAAUUCAUUGGCAACUUCCUAGAACUGUUUGGACCUGAUGGAGCAUGGAAGCAGAUGUUCCAAGAGAGAAGCAGCCGGAUGCUGCAGGCCUUGUCUCCGAAGCAGAGCCCUGUGAGCAGCCCAACCCGGAGCCGGUCCCCUUCCCGCUCCCCAUCGCCCACCUUCUCAUGGCUUCCACUCAAAACCUCACCCCCUUCCUCACCCAAAGCAGCCUCGGCCUCCAUCAGCAGCAUGAGUGAGGGGGAUGAGGAUGAGAAGUAGGGGCUGCUGGCAGGCAAGAGCCGCACCACGCAGGAUGGGGAGGAGGGCGAGGGUCACAGGGUUGCCUGGGUGAUGUUUGAAGGGUAAUAGUCACAGGAGCUGCAGCUCAGCAGAGAGACCCUGAACUCUGCUAAGGGAAGGUCUUGGGACCAGUUCUCUCUCACUUUCCAUACAGCUCAAGAGUUGGGCGAGGUGCAGAGAUUUCCAGCCGGACAACCUACACAAACCUUAGCGUCAUCUAGAAUCACUCUAACCUUGCUAAGGAAGGAUGCAGAGUUCCCUAGAGAGACUUGCACUGAUGGGGUGACUUCUGCUUUUGUCCUUCCACCACCCCCACCAAGUAAACCACCUGUGGAAGCAGCUGUUCCCUCAACCUGCUACUUCUGCGUCCAUAAGGGUCCUGCACGUUGCCUCCCACCACCCCAGCUCUGCCAGAAUAAAAUUGUUUCCAAUAGAGGUGGCAAAGUGCUUCUGAAAUAGUCGAGUUAAAGACAAAUUCCAACCUUCUCAGUCCAGCCACUGAGACCUGAUGUUGGAACGCAUCAACUCCUUCCAGUUCCAUGAACGUGGCUCAUAGACAAAGCCUUGCUUUAGGCUGGUUAUAAAAGGUCAUCUAGUGUGAACCUUAACUUUUUAUUCAAAGGACAGUUUUGUCAAGAACUCCACGUAAGGCCUGAUGUGCUCCUGGUUGUACUUUCUCAUCACUGGUUUGACUUCAUUGUUUUGCAGAAAUUACCUUAAUCUGUGGGAACUGCAACAAAGAAAAACUUCCUAAUAUAUAAAAAAGAGGAGCUGCUUUGCUUUGGCUCCAGGUUUAGCAGACAAGAAAUGUCUCCUGAAGCUUCUCCUUAAAGGAUGCUAUUAUGGAAUGGCUUUUCCCAUUUCUGAUCAGUUAACGGUUUCAUAGACCUCAAGUAACAGUCUGAGGUAUCAAACAUAGUAUACCGAUAGGGGGUGCUACCUGCACGUAUCUGUUCUAUAUAUGCUCCAAUAUGCCAUCCCCGGGUGUAUCCCAUGUGCAAUAUGAGUAUAUAGUGGUGGCAUUUUAUAAUAGACCCCACUCCUGCGCUCCACCGUAAUACUCCUCUGAAAUCCUUGGUCUCAAGAACCAUCUGUUCUCUUGUGACUUGGGCACUUUGUCAAGCUCAUUCCAGAUUCCUGUGGAAACGUUUUAUCCCAACCAGGAAAUUAGUAUGUUGUUCUUGUGACCUCCUAUAACAUUUUUGGGUGAAGAAGAACUCGGAAGACUUUUUACAGAGAACUGUGGGCUCAGUUAUGAUCUCAGCAUCUGAGUGGUCUAGGUAGUAUCACCAUUAUCUCUGGCCCUAGGUUUGCCAAGUGGGAUGAGGACUCUAAGUGUUCCUGCUGAGUUGUCUGAAAUUCCUGCUCCUUAGUCACCUGUGUGAAAUGAGCAGGGAGAGUUAAGGUCUAGAACCAAACUCUUUGGGUUGUUGUAUGGGUAUGCCAGUAAAGUCAGAGACAGAGCUGGGGUCUGACUGAAUAGAGGCCCAAACCAGCGACUUGUAGGCAGAGCCCAGAAUCUCUUGUGAUAGAAAUACCCCUUUUCAGAGGCCUUGGGAACCAGCCUUCUAGGUGACAAGGGGGCAACCAAUGAAGGAAGGCGGCAUGUGUUUCCCCUUUGUGUUGGGGUUGAACUACCUCCCUAUUCACCUGGAGAUGAGUGCUGUCCACUGGGAAGCAAAACUAUGAGGCUGAGCUGGCUUGGAACCUCUUUGUUCUUGGCACUUUCCUUCUCCAGGACUCUGGGAAGCACUCAUGUGAGACAGAGAGCUGGCAGGAACACGGCAUGUGAAGAAGAAAACUUCUUUUUGCAGUCAAGGGCCACCCAGAAUAUUGCUCGUCUGAGAGGGACAAGGGCCCCGUUCUUCCAUUGUGUCCAUUUGGUCUCCAUCUUCCAUCACGCACUCAGGUCAAACCAUGCAAGUCUGCCUACCAUUUGAGUUAGUUGGCACUUGUACCAGUCAAGGAUGAGGCCAACCAGGCAAGGGAAGGUGGUGGGAACAAGGGAAAAGGAGGAAAGAAGUUCCUGGAGGGAGGAAAGGAGGAUAAAGAAAAUCUGCUCUCAUAAAACCAUUUCAGGACCUCACUUUAUAAGUGAGCCUCUCUUGGGAAGGCCUUUUGUGCCCCUACUCCAUGGCCCAGGGCAGAUAGAUCCACUUUUACCUGAAUCCUACACUCUGGAGCAAAUAGUGUAUCAGGCUGACUAUACAUUUGCAGGCCUUACACGCCAUACUGACAGGUGCCACUUACGUGACUCAUCAGAUAAUGUCACCAUUGCUGCCAAUUAUGGGAAACAACCAUUGCUCGUUCCAGGGAUGAGCCUAAACCACACAUAAAUGGGUUCUAAAUCUCACCCUCCUAACCUGCGGUGAGCCCCCCCACCCCACCCUCUUGAGGCUGCAAAUCUACUGAGAAGGAAUGGGGAGGAUUCUGCAACCCAACUUUUGAUACUUUUUGGCCAUCUCUCAGUCUCUCCCAGCCCCUACCCCCAAACCACCUCCCUGCUCCCAGGCGGAGACUGGAUUGCACUUUGUUAAGGCCAGCUGGUCAACUGUAAUGGCCAAGAGUGAGUUAAGGCUGGAAUGAGAAAUAUGCCCCAAGCUUGGAGGGGUAAGCAGGAAUGACACAAAGCAAGGAAAGAGAUUCUUUUUGCCCUAGUGAGGAAGCUUCAGACUGAGGAGGGCUAGAGGAUAGCAACUUAGGACUGCAGAAGAGGGCAGCUUAUGAAGAGGGGAGAAAGUGGGACUGAAGCUGUAGGGGAGCAGGAGGGUAGUGAUUUUCUGCUGGCUUUCUUCUUUCUUUCUUUCUUUCUUUCUUUCUUUCUUUCUUCUUUCUUUUUCUUUCUUUCUUCCUCUUUCUUUUUUUCUUUCUCUUUCUUCUUUCUUUCUCUUUCUUCCUUUCUUUCUUCUUCUUUCUUCUCUUUUUUUUUUUUUUUUUUGAGACAGAGUUUUGCUCUUGUUGCUCAGGCUGGAGUGCAAUGGUGCAAUCUCGGCUCACUACAACCUCCACCUCCCAGGUUCAAGGGGUUCUGCCUCAGCCUCCCAAGUAGCUGGAAUUACAGGCACCUGCCACGUUACAAGCGCCUGCCAUGACGCCCAGCUAAUUUUGUAUGUUUAGUAGAGACUGGUUUUCACCAUGUUGGCCAGGCUGGUCUCAAACUCCUGACCUCAGGUGAUUCGCCCGCCUCGGCCUCCCAAAGUGCUGGGAUUACGGGCGUGAGCCACCGCGUCCGGCCGAUUUUCCGCUCCCUUUCAAGUGUUAACUCACCCCCUGACAGGUGAAGAGGGAAGGGUUCCUUUUACGCACAACCAAGGUUAGCAAAUGCCCACGCAGGAUGUGGGGUCCCUGCCUCUCUGGUUGUUUCAUUUCAGCACUUCUACAUUAGCUGCUUAUGGGGACCCUAAAAUGAACUGGUCACCCCUCCACCAGGUAAGAAACAAGGGUGGAAUUGCUGUGCCGUAAGUCACACUGAAUGACUUGCUUCUGGCAAGCAUGCUCCUGUGUGUCGGGACCUUACCAAGGCAAAGGAACGCCAGGCUCAAGAGGAGCAGGGCACGAGACAUUGGCCUGGCUUCUAACCUGGUCUGAGUGGAAGGGACACAGCUUAGGGAUUUGAGUUUUGCUCUUAGGCUACUAGAUACUGUGAUUUCACCCCCUGGGGGAGGGACAGGAAGAGCACGGAUUUAUUUUCUCUCCGUCUUCAGUACUUAUUUUAGCAUCUAGUCAUACCCCAGGGAGAAAUGCGAGACGGUGUCACUGGCUCAGCUGAAGCAGAUGAGCCCGUCUCUAGCAGAGAUGUGCCUGUUUCGUAGGCAUCCGUUCAGCACUAGUCUUGGCCAUCAGAUUUUUAAAAAAGAAAUAGCUCAUGAGGCAUUUGCAACUUCUCCUCUCUAGACUUCUUUCUAGUUUUCUUCUGUUGUGUCACUGCGAUGAGUCCAGGGACAAAGCCAUAAGUAGAGCAUACAUACUUAAGACUAUGCUGUACAUAUAAGAUAAGACCCGUCUGGGUUAAAGCACGACUUUAUGCUCAAGCAUUUGCUCUGGUGCUGAACAACGCGAACUACUGGAAUCAGCCUCCCCCAACUCCGCGCGCCCCCUGCCCUCCCUGCUCCUAUCCCAUUCUGGCUCUCAAAUGGACCACACCAUUCUCAACUCGUUUAUAAAUAAAGGGAUGCAGAAUUGCA